UUGCUAUUUUAUGUGUAUUUGUUAUGCUGAAAAAUAACAGUUUUCCUGUUUUUCUUUCUCUUAACUUUGCAGAGAGGCUCAGAUGAGCUCAACAUGUAUGGUAGCAGUCCCAGCUCCAUGACUGCGAAUGGCAGUGACAGUAAGAAACAGCGCUUAGAUGAAUCACCUCCCUCCAGAGUUCUCCACAUAAGGAAACUUCCCAGUGAAGUGUCAGAGACGGAAGUCAUUGCUUUGGGCCUCCCCUUUGGAAAGGUCACCAACAUUCUGAUGCUCAAGGGGAAAAACCAGGCGUUUCUGGAGUUGGGUACAGAGGAAGCAGCCAUUACGAUGGUGAACUACUAUACAGCUGUCACACCACAGGUCAGGAACACACCUGUCUUCAUCCAGUACUCCAACCAUAAGGAGCUGAAAACAGAUUCUGCUCUAAACCAGAGGGCCCAGGCAGUACUGCAGGCAGUGACAGCAGUUCAGGAUGGAAGUUCUCCAUCUUCUGACCCAGGAGUUCUGGACCUUGCUCCACCCCCCAGCCCUGUCCUGCGAAUUAUUAUUGACAACAUGUUUUAUCCUGUGACACUGGAUGUUCUCCAACAGAUCUUCAGCAAAUUUGGCACCGUAAUGAAGAUUAUAACCUUCACCAAGAACAACCAGUUUCAAGCUCUUCUUCAGUUCAGUGACCCUGUCAAUGCACAGCAAGCUAAACUGUCUUUGGAUGGACAGAACAUCUACAAUUCUUGUUGCACUCUGCGGAUAGAUUUCAGUAAACUGGUCAACCUCAAUGUCAAAUACAACAAUGAUAAGAGUCGAGAUUACACCAGACCUGACCUUCCAACUGGGGACGGAGAGACAACCAACAAGGAUCAUUCACUCUUGGGUACCCCAUCUGGAGCCCUAGCUUCCUACUCGAGUGGAGGAGGUUACUCAUCUUCUCUCUCCCUUUCACAGGGUGGAGGAGCCAUGAGUCCUCUGAGUGCUGCAGCCGCUGCAGCAGCAGCUGCAGGUCGCGUUGCUCUCUCUGGGUCCGGAGUGUCAGGAGUCCUGUUAGCCUCCAACUUAAAUGACGAGAUGGUCACGCCUCAAAGUCUCUUUACCCUCUUCGGUGUCUAUGGCGACGUGCAGAGGGUGAAGAUCCUCUACAACAAAAAGGACAGUGCUCUGAUCCAGCUGUCUGACGGCAACCAGGCUCAGCUGUCUAUGAGCCAUUUGAAUGGUCAGAAGGUGUUUGGUAAAGUGAUGAGAGUGACAUUGUCAAAACAUCAAACUGUGGCUUUACCCAGAGAAGGCCUGGAUGAUCAACUACUAACUAAAGAUUUUUCUGGCUCUCCACUCCACCGCUUUAAGAAGCCAGGAUCCAAGAACUUCCAGAAUAUCUUUCCUCCCUCUUCGACACUUCAUCUCUCCAAUGUCCGGGAUGGUGUUGGAGAGGAUGAUCUUCGUCUUCUGUUCUCUAACAGUGGAGGAACUGUCAAGGCCUUCAAGUUCUUCCAGGACCGUAAGAUGGCCUUGAUCCAGAUGACGUCAGUUGAGGAGGCGAUCCAAGCACUGAUGGAUCUUCACAACUAUGACAUGGGAGGGAAUCACCAUCUAAAAGUUUCCUUUUCAAAGUCCACCAUCUAACUUUCACACCCAACUUCAAGAUCCCUGACGAGUGAGGAAGUCCCCACUGUUUUCCACUUAUCCAUGUGUUCCGUUUAUUUGCACUGCACCUAAACCUUAAAACAAGUAUUAUAAUAUUACACAUCAAGUGAAAUCAAAUUUUCAGUUACAGUUGAAAUAUUCAGAAAACCCAAAUUACACAAAGUAAACUCCUGACCAAUGGAAGUAGCAUUUACGCCUGGCCCAUAGGCAAUUUGUUAAAUGUCCAAAUCCCUGCUUUUUUCUUCACAGCAUCUUUAAGAGCAGCUUCUGAGGAUCUUUAUCUCCAGAGGUUUAACGUUUCACCUCGCUGUUGUGAUGUAAAUGUAUACCUUUGGGUGUGUCCUUAUGACGUGACAUCACUGCUGGGUGUGGCACUUCAGACCACACCCAGCAGUGAGGGUUGGUGUGUAAUGAAAAGGACUUGGACUCUCUUUCACCGGUCAACAUGGCAGCAGAUUUUGUCUUCUUGAACAAAUUUUGAGUUCUGCCAUUAAUGAUUAUUUUCUGUACAUUGUUUUACGAUCCAAACCUUUUUUCUCUUCCCAGGCUAACACCAACUUUGCUCCAUCACAAACCUCUUGUAUAAUUAAUGAAGUCAUUAAUUAUUGAACUCCUCUUCCCCUUUGUUUAAUUUAAAGGUGUGUUUUUGACGGCAGGGUUACUGACACACACACCCUCUUUAUGCGGAUCAUUCCUCCAAACGUAACCUCGGACAUUUUCCCCAAAUUACAAGUAUAAAGAAGAAGGUGGUGUUUUCACUGAAGUGGGAUUCACACAAUCCUCUCCUCCCAUCUGCAAAGAGCUAUUUACAUCACUACCUUCAAGGGAUUUUGAAGGUAGUGAUGUUUCAAGGGAUUUUGAGAACCUACAAUAAAACCGCUUUCUGCAACACACAAUCACUUAAAAUGAUAUUCAGACGCAACCGAAAUUUGAGGACGCUAGCACUUAUAAAUCCUCAAAUCAGGUAGAAUAAACUACUAAUUCUGUAUUUGGUGCAAUUUCCAAUUUGAUUAAGGAUAUUCUGUGACUGUAAACAAUCACUCUGAGGACAUUUAUAUGAUGCCUUGUCGUAGCUGUUCUAUUGGGAUGUUUAGACGCAUUCUGGAAAGUUCGAUGCUUUGAGGACAAUUCGUUGUUCCCCAAAUUUUCCUUCCAAAAUAACUUUGACACUGACAAUGAUGACUCAAAGGUGGAGCUAAAAUGUUCUAAAUCCUAUCCCUCUCUUUUUUUUUAAACCGUAGCUGUGAGCGCACUCUCUCUCUCCCUCACACACACACACACACACACAGAAACACACACAGGGUGCGCGUUCAUGCUCUCUGUUUAGACAAGGUUUAAAUAUGAGGUUCUGGUCUUGGUCUCUUCUUUUGGAAGGAGACCUGUUAUGACCAAAGGACAUGCGCCUUUAGUCUGUGGUCUAAUUUUACUGUUGAUUAUUUUGUGUCUUCAAACAAUGAAUUUUACAGACAAUGUUUGUUUAACCUUGGUUGUAAACCUGUAGAAGCAGAAUAUUUUAUUUUAUAAAUAGAACCUCCUCUUCCCAGUCAGACACCGUGAGCUUAUUUAUCAUGCAGAGAUGCACCGAAACCUGAGGUCCCCUCUAGUGUUUCAAAUUUUGUACUUCUCUGUGGUUCUUUCUUGCAGCUGCAGAGGUUAUUUUUGGGAUUGAUUUCAUUUAUUUGUUGAAGGGUGUUGUUUUAAUUUCUUCACUUCAGUUUUUAUGAUGUUUGUUUUUCUGUCAUUAGAUUUCAGAUCAGCACAAAUUAAAAACGUCUUUUCUACCAAGGAGGCAAAGUAAAA
Messenger RNA from Pleuronectes platessa (European plaice), 3435 nucleotides. RefSeq names its product polypyrimidine tract-binding protein 2. Bases 94 to 1614 code for a protein of 506 amino acids. Gene Ontology annotation, cellular component: nucleus. Gene Ontology annotation, biological process: mRNA processing; regulation of RNA splicing. The record is from RefSeq and is a predicted model, not a curated record. Gene Ontology annotation, molecular function: mRNA binding. The transcript is spliced from 15 exons. Lineage: Eukaryota; Metazoa; Chordata; Actinopteri; Pleuronectiformes; Pleuronectidae.